Molecule: messenger RNA, 1104 nt
Organism: Galeopterus variegatus (Sunda flying lemur)
Lineage: Eukaryota; Metazoa; Chordata; Mammalia; Dermoptera; Cynocephalidae
Product: zinc finger protein 423-like
Exons: 5
Coding region: 1-444 (147 amino acids)
Biological process (GO): regulation of transcription by RNA polymerase II
Cellular component (GO): nucleus
Molecular function (GO): DNA-binding transcription factor activity, RNA polymerase II-specific; RNA polymerase II transcription regulatory region sequence-specific DNA binding
Source: RefSeq, a predicted model, not a curated record
AUGGAAACUGACCUCAGGCAACCCUCGGAGGACUACACCCAGCUCCCCAGGUGUCGGCUGAGCACCGUGAGAUCUUGUAUAAUUCAGGAAAGUGAUUCUCGGCGGGUGCUGCUAUCUGCGGACCCCGUGUCUUGGGACAGAAAGAGAGGUUGUCGACGCCAGUGGGAGGAAGGCAUCAACCACGAGUGUAAGCUGUGCAACCAGAUGUUUGACUCCCCGGCCAAGCUCCUCUGUCACCUCAUCGAGCACAGCUUCGAGGGCAUGGGCGGCACCUUCAAAUGCCCGGUUUGCUUCACAGUCUUCGUCCAGGCCAACAAGUUGCAGCAGCACAUCUUCGCCGUGCAUGGGCAGGAGGACAAGAUCUAUGACUGCUCGCAGUGCCCACAGAAGUUCUUCUUCCAGACCGAGCUGCAGAACCACACGAUGAGCCAGCACGCACAGUGAGGGACCGCUCGACAGGACACCUCUCCGCAGAAGGCUUGCCGGAGACGCCGUGGGGAGGGCCAUUUGAACAUUACAUCCAAUCAAAGUGUCAUUUGCAACCCAGAUGUAAAACUCUAAUGAUUUGGCCAUGAGGCGCUGCUAUUAUAAGCAGCUGGAAAUGAAUAUUAAUGGCAGAGAUUAAAAGUAUUCCAUGCUCAGUAUUUUUUAUUGUCCUGCUACAGCUAGUGUGCUUUUAGAGUUUCCACCGCAGACUACAUUUCUAGAGUUAGAGAAACCCGCUUUUAAGGCUAUUGUCCUUUGUUCCUUCAUGUAUUAUAUUGAUAGUUUUUAAAGAUGGAUUAGUGUGAUUUUUUUUCUUUGCUUCUUUUUUUUUUCCUUCUUGAUUUUCUUUUCCCCCCUUCGGUUAACUACUUUUUAAUUGCAAUUCUAGGUAAUUGUGCAUCGUGAUGUGAUUGCUUGGCUAUUGUCUGAAUAUUUCCUUUUAAUUUUUUAAUUAAAGACUAAUGCUUUGAUUGGAUUUGCCAGUUCACCGGACAGUGAUUAAAACUAUGUAAUGAAUAUAAUCGGUUUCAGUGCAACUGGAUGGUCUGCUUUUAAAUGUGACUUAAUCUGACUGCAGUAACUAGUACAGUUCAAUAAAGGGAAUCCAUGCGAUUAGCA